Neomonachus schauinslandi (Hawaiian monk seal) is the source of this 300-nucleotide messenger RNA. RefSeq names its product mitochondrial import inner membrane translocase subunit Tim9-like. The transcript has 2 exons. Lineage: Eukaryota; Metazoa; Chordata; Mammalia; Carnivora; Phocidae. The record is from RefSeq and is a predicted model, not a curated record. The coding region runs from base 1 to 300 and encodes 99 amino acids.
AUGGCUGCACAAAUACCAGGAUCUGAUCAGAUAAAACAGUGUAAGAAAAUUCUUGGAGCCUACAAUAAAUUUACAGAAACCUCCUUUUUGGACAGUGUUACAGACCACACAACAAAAGAAGUAAAACCUGAUGAGACCACCUUUCAGGAAUAUCGCAUGCAGCAGAACAAAGGUGUGGCAGCCAAAGCAGGACUCUUGGCCAACCAUGAUAAAGAAGUCCUGGGAUGGACUUUAAAGAGAAGAUUGCCAACAGCUACUGCUCUGGAAAUGAGGAUUCAUCUCAUCUCUAGAAAUGCUUAG